Messenger RNA from Cooperia oncophora, 492 nucleotides. Lineage: Eukaryota; Metazoa; Nematoda; Chromadorea; Rhabditida; Trichostrongylidae. The record is from the annotation of a GenBank genome assembly.
AUGGCGGCUGGUCGUUUUAACAACAUCCUUCCACAGCAGCCAUUGCAAUUCAUACCGAAUCAUCUUGUAGCGAAUCAUCUUGCACCGAGUCCUCUUGUACGCCAGACUCUUGGAGGAGCAGGGGAGUUUGAGAUCGCCGAGCAGUUUAUGCGUAUGCAUCAUCCCGCGGUCAACGAUCCUUCUUUUAAUUUGGCUAAUGGACAUCCAGCCAUAUUUCCUCCAUCUGGCAUGGAAAACCAAGUGAAUAUUAAUGGAAAUGUUCAUGAAGGACCUGUCACGGUCAUAGACCUAUGCACACCACCGCGGUCUAAAGCAGAGAACCAUGAGCGUUCCAAGCGAAGCGAGCCUUUGGUAGACCAGAAUAGCAUUGAGCUUGUCGCCACUGGAUCCACGGGGGCUUCAAGUCCUGAUCAUAGGUCAAAAACUGCUUCUGAUCCAACGGAAGCAAAAUUGUCUCAAAUCAGAAAGCGGCUCUACUGUUUCGAACCAUGA